UUGAGCAGGUUAGAGGUUUUGCAGCUCAAGCAAAAUUUAUUUUCUGGGUCUAUUCCUGAAGAAUUGGGAAAACUAAACACCCUUCUUCAAUUGGAUUUAAGUUUUAAUGAGUUAAAUGGUUCUCUUCCAACUUCAUUGGGGAAUAUAAGCAACUUGGAAACUUUCAAUGUAGGCCAAAAUCAAUUCUCUGGAUCCAUUCCUGUAGAAAUAGGAAAACUGGCGAACUUGGAAAUUUUGAGUGUAGCCCAAAAUCAACUCUCUGGAUCCAUUCCUCGGGGAAUAGAAAACCUGACGAAAUUGACAAUUCUUCUUUUGUAUGAAAACCUGCUCACUGGUCACUUACCCGAAAAUGUUUGUAGUGGUAGAUUACUCCGGUUUGGCGUAAGCAAUAACCAUUUGGUAGGCCCAUUACCCAAAGACAUGAAAAACUGCACAAGCUUGAUUAGAGUCCGUCUUAAUGACAACCAGCUAGAAGGAAAUAUAGAUGCAGACUUUGGAGUCUAUCCAAACUUGACCUUUAUUGAUAUCAGCCACAAUCGAUUUUUCGGAGAUAUCUCAACUAAGUGGGGUCAAUGUACACAAUUAACUACUCUAUGGAUUUCCGGGAAUAACGUGAAUGGUAAGAUACCUCCAGAGAUUGGAAAUUGGACUCAGCUAUAUCGUCUUGACUUUUCUAUGAAUCAUUUGGUUGGGAGGAUCCCGAGGGAGUUGGGAAGGUUGACUAAUUUGCUGGAGUUGAGGUUGAACGGCAAUCAUUUUUCUGGUGGUAUUCCUCCUGAGGUCGAAUCACUUACUGAUCUCGAAGUUCUCGACUUAUCAGCGAACAUAUUGAACUUUAUGCCAGAUGGCAUUGGAGCUUUGUUGAAUCUCCAUUACUUGAAUUUAAGCUACAACAAAUUCAGCCAAAGAAUUCCAAUUCCAAUUGGUGACUUAGUUCACCUUUCUCAACUAGAUUUGAGUCAUAACUUGCUUAUCGGAGAAAUACCAGCACAAUUCACCAAGUUGCAAGACCUGGUGACCUUAAAUUUCUCCUUCAAUAAUCUUUCGGGUCCUAUUCCAAAUAGCAAAGUAUUUCAAGGUGCUCCGGCGGAAGCAUUCCAAGGAAACAAAAACUUGUGUGGCAACGUGAGUGGAUUGCAAGCAUGUCAAUGGCCACACAAGGAAGAUAGACAUGGUCCAACAAAGAGCAAUAAGAUUGUGUUUGUAGUUGUGUUUCCUCUCUUAGGAGCACUUGUUAUGUCAUUUCUAAUAAUUCUUGUGUUUCGUAGACUCCAAAGACGAAGGAAGGGCGACGAUGAGAAUGACAAGCAAUCAGUUACAAUAUCUAUGUUUGAUAGGACAGUGAAAUUUGAAGACAUCAUGGAAGCAACCAACAAUUUUGAUGUCAUGUAUUGUAUUGGGGAAGGGGGUCAUGGAACUGUCUAUAAAGCCGACCUUCCAUCAGGUGAUAUUGUAGCUGUCAAGAGAUUCCACUAUUUACUUGACAGUAGCAAUUCAUCAGAUCAAAAAGAGUUUUUCAAUGAGGUCAAGGCCUUGACAGAGAUAAAGCAUCGUAAUAUUGUGAAACUCCAUGGCUUUUGCAUACAUUCAAAAUAUACAUUCUUAGUCUAUGAUUAUCUUCAGAGAGGUAGCCUAGCUAAAAUUCUAAGCAACGAUGAGCAAGCAAAAGAAUUGGAUUGGUGUAGGAGGGUGAAUGUCAUCAAAGGUGUCUCUCACGCCUUGUCUUACAUGCACCAUGAUUUAUCAUCGCCAAUCAUUCAUCGAGACAUAUCGAGCAAAAAUAUUUUGUUAGACUUGGAAUACGAAGCUCGUGUUUCCGACUUUGGUACCGCUAAGCUUCUCAACAAGGAUUCAUCUAAUUGGUCAAAACUAGCUGGAACACAUGGAUACAUUGCACCAGAGCUUGCUUAUACGAUGAAAGUGACCGAAAAAUGUGACGUAUAUAGCUUUGGAAUGUUGGCAUUAGAAGUUCUCAAAGGAAGUCAUCCAGGCGAUAUCAUGCCAAGUGCAUCAUCUUCAUCUUCAUAUGAUACUCUACAAGUUAAACUUAAUGAUUUGUUAGAUGAACGCCUUUCACCUCCACCGCAAAAUGUUCUUGAUAAAUUGAACCGCAUCAUGGAGGUGGCCAUUUCAUGCUUAGAUGUGAAUCCACAAUGUAGGCCGACCAUGCAACUCGUUUCCAAGUUACUAUCCGACUGAAUAUUUGGAAGGUCAUC
This is a messenger RNA of Tripterygium wilfordii, 2216 nucleotides long. RefSeq names its product MDIS1-interacting receptor like kinase 2-like. Gene Ontology annotation, molecular function: ATP binding; protein kinase activity; protein binding. The record is from RefSeq and is a predicted model, not a curated record. Gene Ontology annotation, biological process: protein phosphorylation. The coding region runs from base 421 to 2199 and encodes 592 amino acids. The transcript is spliced from 2 exons. NCBI's taxonomy places the organism in Eukaryota, Viridiplantae, Streptophyta, Magnoliopsida, Celastrales, Celastraceae.